Molecule: messenger RNA, 2256 nt
Organism: Neodiprion virginianus
Lineage: Eukaryota; Metazoa; Arthropoda; Insecta; Hymenoptera; Diprionidae
Exons: 5
Coding region: 49-1953 (634 amino acids)
Source: RefSeq, a predicted model, not a curated record
CUUGUUUCACUUUCAAUCGCGGAUUAGCGGAGUGCGGAUGAAAAUAAUAUGGAAACAUUAGCAUGGAGCUUUACUUUGAUCACAGUAGCUCUGCUACUGGAUCCAACAUUCGCGGAUGUCCUGGUACAACCGGGUUACGCUCAGCAGUCGUUAGCAUCUUCGAAAAGCCAAGCGAUCAACGGGGAACAGAAGAACCAACAGAUGACCGGCCAGUCUCAGUCCCAGCAGAACUACGCUGGAGCGCAACAGAAUCUGUUGUUGCAACUGCUCCAGCACCAGCACAUGCUUCAGCAACAGCACCUGAACAACAUACAUCAGUACGAACAAAAGCAGCUGGUCCAGAUGCAACGACAACAGCUCCAGCACCCAAUGGUCCAACGGCAAAAGGCCACGAACAACGAUCAGAUAGUGGGCAUGAUGCCCUUCGGCCUAUCGCCUAUCCCCGGUCUUAUUUCGGGAUUAGGAGACAUCGCGACGGGGAGACUUUUCUCCAUGGGACCUAUGGGACUGAACAGCUUCACGAUGGGAGGACUGAGGCCUCCUCUGCUGAUGAGCCCGCAACAAACACAGCAAAUGGUAGGGAGCACGCAAUUUCAAAAAUCAUCCAACGGACUGCAAGACCAGACACGGACCAAACGUGAAGUCAGGGAUGGCGCAGGUGAAUCGGGAUCAAAAAGAUACCGACAGCCAAAGAAUUCUCGGCAGCAGCUGGAUGGCGUGGCCGCGAACUCGCCCGUAAAACUAAAGCCCGAUACGACCGUCGUACCGCCUCAACAGAACCCUCAAUCGCCCAGCAAGUCAAAUGAUGAUCACGUCGUCGGUGAUAGCCGGAAAAUCAAUGACGACACUGUCGGGGGACCUUUGGACGAUCUCAUAGAAACUCUGAGAAGCAGCGGCCUGGCGAAUCCUCUGAUGGAGCUACUGAACGGAGGUGGAUAUAUUCCGCAGUCGAAUUUCCUCGGCAAAUCAUCAUCCGGUAUACCCCAGUUCGAGGAACACGUCGUAGGCCAAUCCCAUCAACAGCAGCAACAGAGUGACCAGAAUCCGCUGAUGUCCAUGCUUGGACGUCAUCAGAAUCCGCCUUAUACAUCCUACGGUUAUCGCCACCCUCAUCAUAUGCCACCUCCUUACGGAAUCCGUCCGACGAAGUAUUACCCGUACAGAAACACGGCUUUGGGUUCUCCCUCGUCGCCGAUGAACGAGGGCGGUUCGACGCAGUUCCAAGGUGAUCAAGGUCAAGGGUUCUGGACAGGUUCUUCACGUCAGAUCCAGCCAGUAACCGGAACCGGCAACGUUCCUCAAGCCGGGGCUCCCGAGUCUCCAAAGUCGAUCUCCAAAGCGCCGAACCCAGCGGCGAAGUUCGUAAGUGAUCCGGUGAUAAGGUACUCGGUGUCGCAUAAAAAGAACGAGGAUCCAGUCGUCGUGUCUCCGAAUCCAAACACGUCGAAGGCGACGCAGCCGGCUGAAACAUCGAAGCCAAUCGCCAGCGAAUCGCCGAUGAAUCCAACGCCGAUCCAGAGCCAGACGUUGCUACCCGUGCACGGUGCAACCGGAAAGCCGCCAGUCAUUGGAGCGCAAUAUCCGUUCAACAUGGUCCCCCAUAACAUGGUCCAAAUGAUGGCACCGUACAAUUCGAUGAUGCGAAGCAUGUCGCCGUUGGUCGGAGCGGUGAAUCCCACCGACCAGCUUUCCGGACUUUUGUACACCUUGGCCAACCAGCUGAGCGCGUUGGGUCGUGGCGGGGAUCAGUACGGGAUGAACGACAGGUUCCAAAAUUACCGGGAGGCUAACUUCGGCCUAGGUGACUUGUUGGACAGAGGCUACGGAAGCUAUCCUGGUCAAGGAAGCUACGGGACCAUCUCCGGCAUUGGAUACAACGAGAGUCCUUACAGUACCACCAGUGGCUACGGUGACCCGUCUUUCCCGUAUAAUCAACAACCAUUCAUUUUCUGAUCCGCUGGAGCGAUUCACUGAGUAUUAGUUCAGCUUGAUAUCAGGUCGUUUAAAUUAUUCAUCAUAUAUUAUACAAUGUGUAGUAACAGUGUUUUUAGAGUAGAUUUUAUUUAUCGAAUCACGUUUAAUCCGUGUGUUUAACUUAUCGGAGAUUCCGUCCACAUUUAUAUACCUAAUCGUAUAGCGUUUAGAAUUUAAUUUAUCGCCGAAAUUUUAUAAGGCGUCUCAUAACUUCCAUCAUAUUUUUUAUUACUAUAUAUUAUUUAUGCUAUUGUGUCGUCGUCGUCUUCUUCUUUUUCUUUA